CGUCCAUCACCAUCCUCGGUUUCGUGCAAGACCAGGAAAUCGUGCAAGUGCAAACGCAUCGUUCUGGUCGUUUACUGAGUAUCUAAUUAGAAUUUGCAAGGAGAAAGUCCAAGUAUGACCUGAAAAAUACGGACGUCGAAUCUGUAUCUGGACGAUUUCAAUUCAUUACUAAUCUUACCGUGGUUGCACACACGAGCAGGCAUUUUCCUGUGAAACCCCAUCUGAAUUUACUACCACUUUUGAAAAACCACCUUACAAUCGCAACCUAAAGAGGACGUCGCGUUUUCAGUCCAUUUUUCCUUGAAUUGACGAACUUGACUGCUUGUCGAGUAAAAACACCACAACUACUAACACGGAUCAGUAUCCAAAACCAAAACAAGCACUGUACUACAUAAGAUCAUUAAAAAGAAGUGCCAACGUAUUUUCUCAACAUCAAAGCAAACCUACUAAUUUUCAAGCAUUCUUCUGCUUGUAUCGGCUUCGUGCCUGUCAUCAAAUAAACUCGAUCUAAAGACGAGGAGUAUUUGUUUGUGAGGGAGGAACCACGACCAUCAAUCUCCAGCACAGACCGACGAGAACUACCAGCCCAGGACGUCGACAAAACUAAAACAAACCGCAACAAGCGAUCAACCUAAAAACUCUCACUCUUGCUGCACCAGCUGCAAGAACAAACCAGACGUCCGCAGGCAAGAUGCAGGCGGCUUUCUAUCGUGACGAGGAGGUGGCUGAGGAGCGCGGGGCGAUUUCGUUCUCGACGACCUCCUCCAACGCGGACGAGCGGCAGUUUGAGCCGCAGGCAAUGAGCGAGGAGCUCUCUCUUCUGCGCGAGGAGUACACGCAGACGACUAGCGAGGAGGAGAACGGCGGCGCGGAACAUCGGCUGGUCAACGAAGCAGGCGACGUCCGGAUCUUCAACCUGCUGGACGACUGCGAGUCGGGUCGGUUUGCGUCCGGCCCGCGCGGCGGAGCCACGGGUGGUCCGUCCGCGCGCGAGGACGCGGCGGCGAACAAGCCCCCGCCGAAAUCGGUGUCGAAGGAGGGCGAAAACGCGGAGCAGGGCGCGCCGUCCAUGUCUACCUCGUCGCGCAAGCAAGCGGGUGACAAGAAGAAAAACAAGUCGUACGCGGGGAGCUCCCUGAAGGUGAUCAACAAGGAGGGGAAGCACCUAUCAAAUGCAUGUUACAUGUCUGGGUCUGGAAACUUGUGAUGCAAACCAAGGAAUUAUACUGGGCGCAUUGUCAUACGUGGCCAACCAUGACAAGUUUUUGAGCUGCUAUGUGUACCGUAUUCCGCAUGGCAGAGUACGCUUUCGCAUCACAGACAAAGCGAUCUUUUUGCACCUACGCAUGACAGAGUUCCGAGUCAUGUCAGAUAAGCAUGACAAAUCAGGAAGUCUUCCAGACCCGGACAUAUUUGCAGUCGAUAGCACCGGAUGGACUACAACGCCACCGGCGACGGCGGUGCGGCGUACGGCUACAACAACGGGGGCUAUGGUGCGGCCACGGGCUUUCAGUCGCAGCAAAUGCAGCCGAUGGGCUCGCAGUACGGCUACGGAUCCGCCAGCAAUCCGGGUGACCCGAAGGGCAAACUCAGUACCGGGGCCAUUGUCGGAAUCUCGGUCGGAUCCGCGGUUGGAUAUGGCGUUCUUCAAAUGUUACAUUCUCAACUGAUGUUACAUCAUUUGUCAUGCAAAAUCACUACCGAUUCUCGACGCGCUAAAUAGCACUAGAAUCCGCACCGAAUUUGAUCUGUAUUAUGCAAGACGCGCAGGAGGGCGGUUUUCAUUUCCUUCUCACCUGUGCUAUUGCAUUACAAAUCCAUAUGCCCUAUUGGUUGCGUUUUUGGUUUCGGUCGGUUUAGCAUUUACAAAUCCAUGUAACUACUACAGUUGAGAAUGUAAUGUUUGAGAGCGCCAUAUUGGACUCUUCUUGCUGAUCUGGGGUCUCUGGUUCCUGUGCAUCCGUGGCCACCCGGUUUGUGACUUCACGCAAUCCACUUUCGGUAUUUAUUGUUAUUCAUCUCACAUUUUCUUUAUCAAUCCUAUUUCUAUUUGUUUGCCUCUGCGCCACGAGCGAGAAGACAUAAACUAAAACUCCAGGCGCAGUUGUAUCUUCACUUGGGGUUUCGCAUUCGCGCGGCCGUCUGAUUGUUAUAUUAUUAAUUUCCGCGAGGAAAGAUUUCUUUGUCGCGGAUGAAGUACAUACUCAAUAGCGCGAGAGUGAUUUUUGACUGUUAUUUAAUGCUGCAUUUGAACAAUCAGGGAAGCAAUCCCGAAAAUACUAAAACUAAACAGCGGGCGCGGCCGCGGAGGCGGGUUCGAAUUUCGCUGGAUUCGGGGCGUUGUCGAAAAUUGCCGACAACCAAAUUCAAGCUGCUGAUACGUUGCUGGGAUCGGGCCACCCGUCGAAAGUAAAAGGAGUGAAAGACCGUGCCGCGUGCGACCAGGCAUGCCAGGACCACCCGCACUGCCUGUUUUCGACCUUCUACGGCAAUUCCCAGAUGGAAACGAAUUGCUUCUUGUUUUCGGAAUGCAUUGUCAUCCGGUGUGAAGACAUUCCGGCGAACGACUUCUCGCAGUACAAGGACACCAUGCAGGCAGGCGUGGACCUUAUCCAGUCCGGGGCGACGAAAGAACUUCACAGCGACCUUAUUCCGUGCAAAAACGACGUCCCCACGACCCCAGAGUACUUAUGUCAAGAUGGGAAUCAUUUUGCAACACAGAAGCCGAAGUUUUGGCUCCUGUUGAUGCGCAUGACAAGUUCUUUGGAUAACGAGUAG
This is a messenger RNA of Amoebophrya sp. A120, 2778 nucleotides long. The record is from the annotation of a GenBank genome assembly. Lineage: Eukaryota; Dinophyceae; Syndiniales; Amoebophryaceae.